AUGGCCUCGUCUACGUCCGCUCCUUCACAGCGUGAAAUCGAUUGGCCUGCCGUCAAACCCAGCGUUCCCUCCCCCGCGCUGCCAGUGAUUCCUCGCCCUUUACUGACGUUUAUGCUGUUCCUAGUGCCGUCGUCGUCGGUCGUUCCCCUGUCAGAUCCUACUCUACUUUUCGCAAAUGCAGGAAUGAACCAGUACAAGUCGAUAUUCUUGGGCACCGUUGAUCCAAAUUCAGAUUUUGCGCAUUUGAAGCGCGCACAUAAUUCUCAAAAGUGUAUACGUGCGGGCGGAAAACACAAUGACCUUGACGAUGUGGGAAAGGACAGUUAUCACCAUACUUUCUUCGAGAUGCUGGGCAACUGGAGUUUUGGCGACUAUUUCAAGAAAGAAGCCAUCCAAUACUCAUGGGACCUCCUCACCAAGGUCUAUGGCCUUGAGCCCGACCGUCUAUACGUAACCUAUUUCGAAGGAAAUAAAGAUGCCGGCAUCGAACCUGACCUGGAAACAAAAGACCUAUGGCUAGGGGUUGGCGUGAAGGAGGAUCACAUCCUUUCCGGGAAUAUGAAAGACAACUUCUGGGAGAUGGGGGACCAGGGACCCUGCGGCCCAUGCAGUGAAGUUCACUACGACAGAAUUGGCGGACGGAAUGCCGCUCACCUAGUUAACAUGGAUGAUCCGAAUGUCCUCGAAAUCUGGAAUAACGUUUUUAUACAAUACAAUCGCGAGUCUGAAAAGAUUCUGCGUCCUCUCCCAAACAAACACGUCGACACCGGCUUGGGUUAUGAGCGGUUAGUGUCUGUUCUGCAGGAUAAAUCGUCCAACUAUGACACGGACGUCUUCUCGCCGCUCUUCGAUGUCAUCCGCGAAAUCACCGGCGUUCGUCCAUAUGCCGGGAAAUUCGGCGAAGAAGAUGUGGAUGGGAUCGACACUGCCUACAGAGUGGUCGCCGACCACGUUAGGACCUUAACCUUUGCGAUCUCCGAUGGAGCUGCUCCGAAUAACGAGGGCCGUGGCUACGUUUGGACCCAAAUGGGUGACAUGUUUCCGGAGAUUAAAAAGAAACAAACUGAUGUGAUGGAAAUUUUGGACGAAGAAGAAAUCUCCUUUGCCAAAACACUGGACCGUGGAGAACGGCAGUUUGAGAUUUAUGCCCAGCAGGCCAAGGAGUCUGGCUCUGGUAAACUACACGGAGCAGACGUAUGGCGACUUUACGACACGUUUGGUUUCCCCGUUGACCUAACCCAGCUGAUGGCCGAGGAGCGCGGUCUCAGCAUUGAUAAUACUGAGUUCGAGGAAGCACGGCUAAAGGCCAAAGAGGCUAGCAAAGGCCAGGCGAAAGCAGCUUCCGACCUACUCAAGCUUACUGUUCACGACCUCGGUAAGCUUGAGAAGGACAAUGUCCCCAAAACAGAUGACAGCGCAAAGUUUGGAAGGGGAAAUAUACAGUCCCAAAUCCUUUCCAUAUACCAUGGCAAGGAGUUUGUCGCCUCCACAAACGGAAUCUCUGCUGGCGAACAGAUUGGUAUAAUACUUGAUAAGACCAACUUUUAUGCGGAGCAAGGUGGUCAAGAGUAUGAUAUAGGGAAGAUUAUCGUUGAUGGACAUCGGGGCGUAACGUUUCAAUUCGGGGUACCAUUCUUGAGACCGUUUGUAUUUUACGCAAAGCAGGCGAGACAGCUCCCUCAAGCUACUGAUGGCAAGCUUCAAGAACGAUUAUUGCUGACUCGACCCCAAAGGCACGAGGUCAGUAACAAUCAUACUGGUACCCACAUUCUCAACUUCGCUCUUCGAGAGGUCCUUGGGAAUGGAAUCGACCAGAAAGGUUCCCUUGUUGCGGCUGAAAAGUUGCGCUUCGAUUUCUCCCACAAAUCUGCCAUUUCCGACAGUGACCUGGAAAAGAUUGAAGCGAAGUCCACAGAAUAUAUCAGACAAAACUGCGCAGUGUAUUCCCAAGAUGUUCCCUUGGCAAAAGCUCGCGAGAUUACCGGUGUACGUGCUGUUUUCGGCGAGACAUAUCCCGACCCUGUUCGUGUUGUCUCCGUUGGCGUUGAACUAGAUGAAAUUCUUAAAGAUGUCAAAGAUCCCAGGUGGAAAGGAGUUAGUAUUGAAUUUUGCGGCGGAACACAUGUUCAGAAAACCGGUGACAUUAAGGAUCUUGUGAUUCUCGAAGAAAGCGGAAUCGCCAAAGGUAUUCGGCGUAUUAUCGCCGUGACCGGUAAGGACGCGCAUGAAGUGCAACGCAUCGCAAGGGAAUUCGGUGAACGACUUAACAAAUUCGAGAAGAUGGAACAAGGUCCUCAAAAGGAACAAGAGGCCAAGCUUGUACAGGUUGACUUGAAUCAGUUGUCUAUCUCAGCGGUUGAAAAGGCCAGAUUCCGCGACCAGUUCGCCCGGAUCCACAAGCAAGUUCUUGACGCACAAAAGGCUCUACAAAAACAAGAGAUCAAGGCAGCCCUGGAUACUAUUAAUUCACAUUUUGAAAAGCCCGAGAAUAAAGAUACCUCGUUUCUCGUCGUCCGGCUGCCCACAUCCGCCAAUGCUAAGGCCAUCAGCGAGUCUAUCAACCAUGUGAAAUCGAAACUGAAAGAUAAAUCGCUAUACGUAUUUGCUGCAGAUGAGCAGCAGGGACGUGUUGCUCAUGGAUGCUAUGUCUCAUCAUCCCUUAGCGCUCAAGGAGCCAGUGCGAGCAGCUGGUCGGGCGUCGUUUCAGCUAUCGUUGGAGGUAAUGGCACGGAUGUUGGUAAAGUCGAUGAAGCACUCGACGCGGCUACCAAGUACUUGGAACAGUUCAAGCUGUAA
This is a messenger RNA of Uncinocarpus reesii 1704, 2796 nucleotides long. RefSeq names its product alanyl-tRNA synthetase. The transcript is spliced from 9 exons. Gene Ontology annotation, cellular component: cytoplasm; mitochondrion. The coding region runs from base 1 to 2796 and encodes 931 amino acids. NCBI's taxonomy places the organism in Eukaryota, Fungi, Ascomycota, Eurotiomycetes, Onygenales, Onygenaceae. Gene Ontology annotation, molecular function: ATP binding; nucleic acid binding; alanine-tRNA ligase activity. Gene Ontology annotation, biological process: alanyl-tRNA aminoacylation; tRNA modification. The record is from RefSeq and is a predicted model, not a curated record.